This is a messenger RNA of Closterium sp. Naga37s-1, 606 nucleotides long. The record is from the annotation of a GenBank genome assembly. Lineage: Eukaryota; Viridiplantae; Streptophyta; Zygnematophyceae; Desmidiales; Closteriaceae.
AUGAACCCAUGUCCAUUACUGCACAUGAAUGUUGGUAACCGCAUGACUGGUGCCGGCAUGCCUCGGCUUUCGUACCGCUUUGACAGCUCCUCGUGCUUCACAGCUGUCAUGGAUUUCAGGCGGGGAUUCUUGGGACUGAAGAAGUUACACGACCAGGCGCAACUGACAGGGGAGAUGAUGAGACCGAGGGAUGGGGAGAUGAUGAGACCGAGGGAUGGGGAGAUGAUGAGACAGAGGGAUGGGGAGUUGAUGGGACAGAGGGAUGGGGGAGAUGAUGAGACCGAGGGAUGGGGAGAUGAUGAGACCGAGGGAUGGGGAGUUGAUGAGACCGAGGGAUGGGGAGAUGAUGAGACCGAGGGAUGGGGAGUUGAUGAGACCGAGGGAUCGGGAGAUGAUGAGACCGAGGGAUGGGGAGUUGAUGAGACCGAGGGAUCGGGAGAUGAUGAGACAGAGGGAAGGGGUGAUAAUUGGACACAGGGAAAGGGGGAGGAUGAGACAGGGGGAAUGGGAGAUGAUGGGACCGAGGCACAGGAGGAGCACCUGGUGGCAUCAAUUCAGCAGGUCAUUGCGACGACACGUAGGGGAGGCGGGUUGGGGUGCUGCUGA